Phytophthora infestans T30-4 is the source of this 480-nucleotide messenger RNA. RefSeq lists its product as uncharacterized. The transcript has 3 exons. The coding region runs from base 1 to 480 and encodes 159 amino acids. The record is from RefSeq and is a predicted model, not a curated record. NCBI's taxonomy places the organism in Eukaryota, Oomycota, Peronosporomycetes, Peronosporales, Peronosporaceae.
AUGAUCAAGCCCGGCUUGAUUGUAUUACGCUUCGUCGUGCAGCCCGACUGCACGCGAGCGCGCAAAACUAUCGACUUCUUUCCUUCGCUGUUUCGCUCCUCCGAUAGAAGGGUAAACGUGAACAAGGCUCGCGACUGGAGGAAGAAGCGUGUUGACCCAGCUAAAAGCCUAGAGGACCCUAAGCAGCUCAAGUAUGCGAGUGGAAGACAACGUAUCCGACAUGUAUUCGUCAGACUGCGGCGAGCUGGUGUCAAGCUCUCGAACCAGCUUGUCGCUGAAAUUGGCGUCGUCCUCAUUGAGGAUAGCGAGCACCCAUGCUUCAGCCCUCGCUUCACUGUCAAGAACAAGCCAUUUUCGAGUCUUCUGACUUCUCGUCGCGUUCAAGACGUCUUGGAGCGAUACAACAUCGGCUACAGGAGACACAAGGGCAAGAAUCAGGUCUGCGUAAAAAACAACAGGCUCAGAUCGACAUAUCUAUAG